Scutellospora calospora is the source of this 505-nucleotide messenger RNA. The record is from the annotation of a GenBank genome assembly. NCBI's taxonomy places the organism in Eukaryota, Fungi, Glomeromycota, Glomeromycetes, Diversisporales, Gigasporaceae.
AACCAACCGAUCGAAAUUCAAAACGCUAUGUUUAAUUUAAUGAAAAAUAAUACUUAUAUAUUGUAUGUGCUGUAUUCUGAUUACAGUUGGGAUAUUUUUGCAACCGAUUUACCCAAGUCUAGGAAAGAUGCUGGUUAUGAAAAUCCAAAUAUUAUUUCAACUUAUCCCAAGAUCAAUGGUAUUAUUUCGCCAAAUAUCAAUAAUAUCAACAUAACUUUUUCGAGUCCAAUUUCUAGAUCCAUGAAUAAUAUUGCUAUAUAUCAGACUAAUACAACAACUAGACAAUCCAAGUUGAGAAAAUUUUAUUCUGGAAAUUCGGAAGAGUGUACUAUUUUAAACAAUAAUACUUUCACAUGCAAUGUCUCUCAAAGUAUUUUUGAUCAAUGGAAUUCAUUAUAUAUGAUUAUGAUGGAUAAUAACUUUGUCAAGUUUGCCUCGACAAAUGAGCCUAUUUAUGGUAUCGAAGCAAAUCAAUGGAAUUUUACAACUAUUCCAUGCGACGGAC